UUCCACUGUGACUGUGAGGGGAAACUUCUUUCAGUGUUUGUUCUGAUAAGUGCAAGAGAAGUUAUGAAAAUUCAUGAAAGGCUGAGAGAUUUUGUUUCUCAUGCAAAUUUCUUAUUUUUGAGAUGUCCAAAUUUUGCUCAUCUGUUUUGUAAAUCCAGUCUCUCUGUGGAACUUCUAAACAUCAUUAUUGGGGCAAACACUUUUUACACGAUGAGGUCAACAAUAUAACAAGUGUCUCUGUGGUUGUGAGUUAUCCACGUGGUUCGCGAAGCCUGAGACCUGAGGAGUACAGGGCCUGUGUGAUGACAAUAUGACGAAUAGCAAAGGAAGGUCUACUCCUAGUAAAGCAAGUGGUGGUCCAAGUCACAGGGGAGGUUUUGUAGAUUGGACUUUGCAUUUAAAUACAGUUCAGUCUGAUAAGUUUUUAAAUUUACUAUUGAGGAUGGUCCCAGUGAUUUACCAGAAAAGCCAGGAAGACAGGCACAAAAAAGCAACCAGCAUUUGGCAAGAUGGGUUGUCAGGCCCAACACAGAUUUUCAGUAACAGAUCAGAGCAACACCUGGAAUAUCACAGUUUCUCCGAGCCCGCUUUCCACUGCAAUAGUGGGCACACGCCCUUGAGCUGCAGCCCCAAGUAUGAUGACUACGCCAACUACAAUUACUGUGAUGCCAGGGAGACCUCAGAAACCACUGCCAUGCUGCAAAAUGAAGAUCUGUCUAGUGAGGCCGAUGAAGAUGUUAUUGUGGAAACGAGCCCCAAAUUACCAAAGGAGUCCAGUGGCAUCAUGGCACUGCAGAUACUUGUGCCAUUUCUGCUAGCUGGUUUUGGAACAGUUUCGGCUGGCAUGGUUUUAGAUAUAGUACAGCACUGGGAAGUAUUCAAAAAUGUAACAGAAGUUUUCAUCUUAGUUCCUGCACUUCUUGGUCUCAAAGGCAACUUGGAAAUGACUCUGGCAUCCAGGUUAUCCACUGCGGUAAAUAUUGGGAAGAUGGACUCACCUAUUGAAAAAUGGAACCUCAUAAUUGGCAACCUGGCUUUAAAGCAGGUUCAGGCUACGGUAGUUGGUUUUCUAGCAGCUGUGGCAGCAGUUAUAUUGGGCUGGAUUCCAGAAGGAAAAUAUUACCUCGAUCAUUCCAUACUUCUGUGCUCCAGCAGUGUGGCGACUGCCUUCAUUGCAUCUCUCCUGCAGGGAAUAAUAAUGGUUGGCGUUAUUGUUGGUUCAAAGAAGACUGGCAUAAACCCUGAUAAUGUUGCCACACCUAUUGCUGCCAGCUUUGGUGACCUUAUAACUCUCGCCAUAUUAGCCUGGAUAAGUCAGGGUUUGUAUUCCUGUCUAGAGACCUAUUACUACAUUUCUCCAUUAGUUGGUGUCUUUUUCUUGGCUCUUACUCCUAUUUGGAUUAUAAUAGCAGCCAAGCACCCAGCUACAAGGACAGUUCUGCACUCAGGCUGGGAGCCUGUCAUCACAGCUAUGGUCAUAAGCAGCAUCGGGGGCCUUAUUCUGGACACAACUGUAUCUGAUCCAAACUUGGUUGGGAUUGUUGUUUACACGCCAGUCAUUAAUGGCAUUGGUGGUAACUUGGUGGCCAUUCAGGCGAGCAGGAUUUCUACCUACCUCCAUCUGCACAGCACCCCUGGAGAGCUGCCCGAGGAGCCCAAGGGUUGCUACCACCCACUUAGGACUUUCUUUGGACCAGGAGUAAAUAAUAAAUCUGCCCAAGUUCUGCUGCUUUUAGUGAUUCCUGGACAUUUGAUUUUCCUUUACACCAUUCAUCUGAUGAAAAGUGGCCACACUUCUCUAACUGUGAUCUUUGUCGUUGUGUACUUAUUUGCUGCUGUGCUACAGGUGUUCGCAUUGCUGUGGAUCGCAGACUGGAUGGUCCACCACUUCUGGAGGAAAGGAAAGGACCCGGACAGCUUCUCCAUCCCCUACCUCACGGCACUGGGGGACCUGCUGGGCACGGCCUUGUUAGCCUUGAGCUUCCACUUCCUUUGGCUCAUUGGAGAUCGAGAUGGAGAUGUGGGAGACUAAGAAACCCUGCAGCCGCUGUCCGCGCCAAGGAGGAGAGCACGAGACAGCCACCUCUGGCUCUUUUUCAAAACUCUACAAAGUCAGAAGUCAUCAGCAGACUUCUGCAGGGUGAUCUUGCAAGGGCCCUGACUCCAUUAAAUGGCCUUAACAUUUUUUAAGGAAUUUUUCCUGAAAACAGAAUGAACAAUAUUUGUGCUGCUUUUUAUAGAAUAAAUAAUUUGACAUAGACGUAGCCACAGACUCAAGUAAGAAAGAAUAUAGGAUAUUUACAAUGAAUAAUCUUGAAAUAGACUCGGCAGAGGUGGACUUUAUUAUUAUUUACAUUAUAAUGCAGGGUUAGCAGAACGGAGCUCGAGUUGAGCCUCUUGUGCCUCACAGGUAGAUUAUGCUGCAGGCAUACUGGCAAAUAAAAGGCACCCAGCCAAGCUUUUCAGUUUUACUUAUGCCCACCUCAAUGCUAGCUGAGGACAAAUCUACCAGUCACUUAAAUAUGUUCUACUGAGGGCCAGGAAUGUAGCUCAAUGGUUCUGCCACCUGCCUUGCAGGUACAAGAUCCCAUGUUUGAUCCCUGGUACAAAAAAAUAUUUUUUUUCAUUCAUUCAUUCUACUGACCAUACCAUGAGCUCAUUCUCACUUGCAUGUAAAAGUACCCUGUACCAAUGCUAAUUUAAUUUCAGCUCUUCAAGUUUUCCCCAGGCUACCUGUAAACACAGCCAUCUUGAGAGACCUGUAAUGAAACCAGUGAGCCAUUUCUGAUCUUUUAUUUGUAGGAAAAAAAUGUUGCCAAUAUGCAAAACACUUCAAUCAAAAAGAGAAUAUAGGGCCAGAGAUUUCCACCACCUGCCUCGCAAGUGCAAGGCCCUGAGUUUGAUCCCUAAUACCAAAAAAAAAGAGAAGAUAGAUGGUCUGAGCUUCAUUUGUAGACAAGAUGGUAUGAGAAACACAUGCGAGAGUCUGAGAGGCGCUUUCUGGGAAGAACUUGAUCUUGGAUUGCUGAUAGUAGGGAUCAGUAAUCUUGGAAUAAAAGCAGUAUAGAGUUAUUCUUAAGCACAUUUUAUUAAUAUAUUUUGGUCAUUUGGUCCCAAAAUUUUGUUACUGACCAGAAUUUGGUAUUUGUUAUCUAUAUUAUAAUGGAACAAGCAGUUCCUCGGUUCUCAUACAGGAGCCUGUCAUGUGCCCUUGGACAGAGAAGUGGGCAGGUCAUUUCAGUGAGGGCUUGCACCUGUCCAUGUCACUGUUGGCCCAGGCUGGUGAGGCCGUGGGUCCUCGCUGCACACACUGCUGUAAGUCCCAGGUGUGUGUGUUCUAAACACCUCGAGCAACAUCCCCACUGUUCAGUAGGCAAGCCUUUUAUAUCAUGUAUCACUUUUUUUUUUUUUUUUACCGGGGAUCGAACUUGGGUUCUUAUGCU
Messenger RNA from Fukomys damarensis (Damara mole-rat), 3443 nucleotides. RefSeq names its product solute carrier family 41 member 2 (gene Slc41a2). The transcript has 11 exons. The record is from RefSeq and is a predicted model, not a curated record. The coding region runs from base 311 to 2032 and encodes 573 amino acids. Gene Ontology annotation, molecular function: monoatomic cation transmembrane transporter activity. Gene Ontology annotation, cellular component: plasma membrane. Lineage: Eukaryota; Metazoa; Chordata; Mammalia; Rodentia; Bathyergidae. Gene Ontology annotation, biological process: monoatomic cation transport.